Arabidopsis lyrata subsp. lyrata is the source of this 3981-nucleotide messenger RNA. Its product is annotated as NF-X1-type zinc finger protein NFXL1. Gene Ontology annotation, cellular component: nucleus. NCBI's taxonomy places the organism in Eukaryota, Viridiplantae, Streptophyta, Magnoliopsida, Brassicales, Brassicaceae. The record is from RefSeq and is a predicted model, not a curated record. Gene Ontology annotation, molecular function: zinc ion binding; DNA-binding transcription factor activity, RNA polymerase II-specific; RNA polymerase II transcription regulatory region sequence-specific DNA binding. Gene Ontology annotation, biological process: regulation of DNA-templated transcription.
UCGUACGCGACUCUCUCUAUCUCUUUAUUUCCUUUGGGAGCAAGGCGGUCUAUCACUUUCAGUCUCUAUAUAUAAUCUUCUUUCAUCGCUCCAUUUUCUCCCACAGUCUCUCUCUCUCUCUCUCUAUCUCCCUGAGAAAACAAGGGACUAAUCGGAAUCGGAAUCUCUUGCGUAUUUGAUUCUUCCGGCGAUUGUUUCGUUGUUUUUUCUUGUCAGAAGAAGCACUUCCUCAUCCCACAGUGACGGGUACAGGUUCUGGUUCUCUAUUUGUGGAGUCAAGGAAGAAUAUGAGCUUUCAAGUCAGGAGAGAUAGGACCGAUGAUAGGUCUCGAUUCAACCCUCAGCAAACGUGGAUUCCUAGAAACGCAUCUACCUCGAGCGUGGUGGUAAAUGAGCCUUUGCUUCCUCCUAAUGAAAGCCUUGAUGCUGCAUCCCGUCCUCUUUAUCUGCAAAGGCAGCAUAACGUUUCUGGUCCUCCGCCCUAUAACCACCACCAAAGGAGUAAUAACAACAUUGGUCCACCUCCACCUAAUCGACAUAGAAGAAAUAAUGCGCCUGAUAACCACCACCAAAGGAGUGAUAACAACCUUGGUCCACCUCCACCUAAUCGUCAAAGAAGGAAUAAUGCUUCUGGAACUCUGCCUGAUAAUCACCAAAGAGUUGCAUCUAGGACGCGGCCUGUGAAUCAGGGGAAAAGGGUAGCUAACGAGGAGAAUAUUGUGUUGACAGACCCAAACUUGCCUCAACUUGUUCAAGAGUUACAGGAGAAGCUGGUGAAGAGUUCCAUUGAGUGUAUGAUUUGUUAUGACAAGGUUGGGCGCUCUGCCAAUAUCUGGUCAUGUUCCAGCUGUUAUUCCAUCUUCCAUAUCAACUGUAUCAAGAGGUGGGCUCGAGCACCAACUUCAAUUGAUUUGCUAGCUGAGAAAAACCAAGGUGAUAACUGGAGAUGUCCAGGUUGCCAAUCUGUACAGUUGACAUCUUCUAAAGAGAUUUCCUAUCAGUGCUUUUGUGGAAAGAGAAGAGAUCCACCGUCUGAUCCUUAUCUCACUCCACACUCAUGUGGGGAACCAUGCGGGAAACCGCUGGAGAAAGAGCUUGCAGCAGCUGGGACGACUAAAGAGGAUCUUUGUCCUCAUGCAUGUGUGUUGCAGUGUCAUCCUGGUCCAUGUCCUCCCUGUAAGGCGUUUGCUCCACCUCGUAGCUGUCCUUGUGGUAAGAAGAUGGUUACUACUAGAUGCUCCGAGCGGAGAUCUGAUCUUAUUUGUGGGCAGCGUUGCGAUAAGCUUCUCAAUUGCGGGCGUCAUCAAUGUGUAAGGACUUGUCAUGUUGGCCCUUGUGAUCCUUGUCAGGUACUGGUUAAUGCCACAUGUUUCUGCAAGAAAAAAGUGGAGACUGUCAUUUGCGGUGAUAUGAAUGUGAAGGGGGAAUUGAAAGCAGAAGAUGGUGUGUAUUCGUGCAGUUUUAACUGUGGGAAGCCUCUUGGAUGUGGUAAUCAUUUCUGUUCCGAGGUCUGCCAUCCGGGACCUUGCGGAGACUGUGACUUACUGCCCAGUAGAGUUAAGACAUGCUAUUGUGGGAAAACACGUUUAGAAGAUCAGAUCAGGCGGAGUUGCUUGGACCCAAUUCCUUCUUGUUCAAAUGUAUGUAGGAAGCUUCUUCCUUGUAGGUUACAUACUUGCAAUGAGAUGUGCCAUGCAGGUGAUUGCCCGCCUUGUUUGGUCCAAGUUAACCAGAAAUGCCGGUGUGGGUCAACAUCAAGGGCUGUGGAAUGCUACAUAACAACUUCAUCAGAGACAGAGAAGUUUGUGUGCGCUAAGCCAUGUGGACGUAAGAAGAACUGUGGGAGACAUAGAUGUAGUGAGCGUUGCUGUCCUCUCUUGAACGGGAAGAAAAAUGAUCUAUCUGGCGAUUGGGACCCACACGUCUGCCAAAUACCUUGUCAGAAGAAGCUGAGGUGUGGGCAGCAUUCCUGUGAAUCUUUAUGUCACAGUGGACAUUGCCCUCCUUGUCUAGAGAUGAUCUUCACUGAUCUUACAUGUGCUUGUGGAAGAACUUCGAUUCCUCCACCACUACCAUGUGGGACACCUGUUCCUAGCUGUCAGCUUCCAUGCUCGAUUCCUCAGCCUUGUGGCCAUUCUGAUACGCAUGGAUGCCAUUUUGGAGAUUGUCCUCCUUGUUCUGCCCCUGUGGAAAAGAAGUGCGUUGGUGGUCAUGUGGUUCUCAGAAACAUACCUUGUGGGUUGAAAGACAUUAGAUGUAACAAGAUUUGUGGGAAGACGAGGCGUUGUGGCAUGCAUGCUUGUGCCAGAACUUGUCACCCUGAGCCUUGUGACAGCUUCAAUGAAUCUGAAGCAGGUAUGCGUGUUACGUGUAGGCAGAAGUGUGGUGCUCCUAGAAGAGAUUGCAGACACACUUGUGCAGCACUCUGCCAUCCUUCCGCGCCUUGCCCUGACCUAAGAUGUGAAUUUUCAGUCACAAUUACUUGUUCAUGUGGUCGCAUAACCGCUACGGUUCCUUGUGAUGCUGGAGGAAGAAGUGCCAACGGUUCUAAUGUUUACUCUGCGGCCUAUGAUGAAGCCUCUGUUUUACAGAAGCUUCCAGCCCCACUUCAGCCUGUUGAGUCGAGCGGAAACCGAAUCCCUCUCGGACAGAGAAAGCUUUCGUGUGAUGAUGAGUGUGCGAAGCUGGAGCGUAAGCGGGUUCUUCAAGAUGCAUUUGAUAUCACUCCUCCAAAUCUGGAGGCAUUACAUUUCAGCGAGAAUUCUGCUAUGACAGAGAUUAUUUCAGACCUUUAUAGGCGUGAUCCAAAGUGGGUACUGGCUGUUGAAGAGCGCUGCAAGUUCUUGGUACUUGGGAAAGCAAGAGGAAGCACAAGUGCCCUUAAGGUCCAUGUCUUCUGCCCUAUGCAGAAGGAUAAACGAGACACGGUUCGGCUUAUAGCUGAGAGGUGGAAACUUGGUGUUAGCAAUGCAGGGUGGGAGCCAAAACGGUUUACAGUGGUUCACGUAACACCAAAAUCAAAACCGCCAACACGGAUCAUUGGAGCUAGGGGUGGUGCUAUCUCGAUAGGAGGGCCACACCCACCAUUCUUUGAUCCGCUGGUGGAUAUGGAUCCGGGACUUGUGGUUUCUUUACUGGAUCUUCCGAGAGAGGCGAAUAUCAGCGCCUUGGUACUGAGAUUUGGGGGUGAAUGUGAGCUUGUUUGGCUGAAUGACAAGAAUGCGUUAGCCGUGUUCCACGACCAUGCCCGAGCGGCCACUGCCAUGAGGAGGCUUGAGCACGGUUCAGUAUACCAUGGAGCUGUGGUUGUCCAAAACGACGGGCAAUCUCCAUCACUUAAUAAUGCAUGGGGAAAAUUACCUGGCGGAUCGGCGUGGGAUGUUCACAAAGGAAAUCCAUGGAGGAAAGCUGUGAUUCAGGAGAGUGAUGACUCCUGGGGAGCUGAAGAUUCCCCCAUUGGAGGAUCAUCUACAGAUAUUCAAGCCUCUGCACAGAGAUCAGCAAAGAGCAACACUCCAAUCGUUACCUCGGUUAACCGUUGGAGUGUUUUGGAGCCCGAGAAGGCCAGCACAUCCACUUUAGAGCCAAUUGCUCAGAUAGAAGAGAGCAGCAGUUCAAAAAGUACCGGUAAACAACCGGUGGGAGGCUCUGGUGAAGAAGUGGUGGAUGACUGGGAGAAGAUUGUUCAGACGUAUAUAACGGAGACUGUAUGCGUCUGCGUGUGCGAAUGCUGUGAUGAGUCCAUUUCAGAGCUUAGGUGAUAGCCAACGAAGUGCCGUUUUUGUUUUGGCAUCUAUGACGUUUGCUUCGUUUAUUUAUAUAUUAACUAAAACGGCAUGUUUUUUCGUUGUUCAGUUACUGUGAAACGGCAUGUUUUUUUCAAUCAUUGAAGAAAUAUUGUAACGCUUUUUUUUUUCUCUUUUUCUUUUCUUCUUGACAUAAUUAUGCAACAUUAAGGUUGGUUAUUCGUUCAUCAGUAUA